Pieris rapae (cabbage white) is the source of this 3224-nucleotide messenger RNA. RefSeq names its product transcription factor cwo (gene cwo). Gene Ontology annotation, cellular component: nucleus. The transcript is spliced from 9 exons. Gene Ontology annotation, molecular function: protein dimerization activity; DNA-binding transcription factor activity, RNA polymerase II-specific; RNA polymerase II cis-regulatory region sequence-specific DNA binding. NCBI's taxonomy places the organism in Eukaryota, Metazoa, Arthropoda, Insecta, Lepidoptera, Pieridae. The record is from RefSeq and is a predicted model, not a curated record. Bases 252 to 1589 code for a protein of 445 amino acids. Gene Ontology annotation, biological process: regulation of circadian rhythm; anterior/posterior pattern specification; regulation of transcription by RNA polymerase II.
CUCAGUCGCGAGUCGCAAAACAUAACCGCGUCGAGCGUACCCUGGUAUUCACGUUUGUUACGUUCCGUGCUUAAUCGAAAAUUACUUUUAAACAAAAACAAUUUUUACAUUAAUUAAAUAAAAUUUAUUGCCACGAUUACAUAUGAGUUGUGCUGUGCUACACCAAAAAACAAUGUGACAUAAUUUUUAAGUGAGUGUGUGUGAUUCGUGUUUAUCGUGACAUAAUUUUGUUGUUGUGAAAAGAUUUUAUUAUGGAAAACCGGCAUUAUUGGGAGGAGAACGGUCAUACCAUCAAAUAUGACAGUUACAAUUCGAACGACGGUUUCGGUCGGCCAAAUGGUGAUCAGCUGAACUUCGCAGCGCGUUCCGAUGAUGAAGGAGACUACAUUGCUGGUUCGGCAGCCUACCUCAAGAAGGGAAAGGUCUCAAGGCAAGAUCCAAUGUCGCACCGCAUCAUCGAGAAGAGAAGACGCGAUCGAAUGAACAACUGUCUCGCAGAUCUAUCCCGAUUGAUUCCACCUGAAUAUCUAAAGAAAGGGCGUGGCAGAGUUGAGAAGACUGAGAUUAUUGAGAUGGCCAUCCGACAUCUCAAGUUCCUUCAGGAGCGAGUCAAUGCGGCUGAACGGCAAGUGGUAGAGGAUCAUUUCAAAGCGGGCUACCAGGAGGCAGUAGGGGAGGCUGUCAGGUUCCUAGUGGAGGUCCAGGGCUUCGGUCCCGCGGACGGCCUCUGCGUGCAACUGGCCUCGCAUAUGCAGAGACAUUGUGAGGGUGUUACCAAAGGUGAGGUGUUAUUACGUGAGAAAAUCCCGCGAUCUCAGGGUGGGUCAUCAUCAGAGACAGCAAGCUCUUCCAGCAGUUCCCAUGGAUACGGAGCGAAAGGGGUCAUCCAGCAUCCGGAACCACCACCAACAUUCCCCCGAGAACCUUUUGAACCGGAAAGACAGAUUGAGACAUAUCCCAUGGAGUGUGGUAGAGUAUCAGUGGGCCCUACCACGUUAGUGGACGACUCCAUUGCUGACCAACCGCUACCCCUAGAUGGACGAUGCAAGCGUUCACCAACACUUCGCAAAGUGCGAAAACCGGAACACGGGGAGGAUUAUUUACAUUCCUACAAAUUCAAGAACUCCAUAGAGAGGCGAUUUUCCCGGUCACAAGACAAUGAGGCGGCUCAGCAAGUAGCGAGGCCUACGCACGCCCAUAACAAAGUGUACAAUCACAAGAGGCGACGUGCGACAAAACCAGCGCCCUCUACAUCGACCUCCGCUUCGGGCUCCACUGAAGACGCCAGAGAUACAUCGCCACAGGAUACUUCCAGUGAGUCACCACAUCAUCAUCAUUAUGAGAAACCACUUACUCCUACCCAGUUUGUGCCCGUUUUCGCACUAAAUGCUCUAGGUAAAUACUACGUCCCACUUAGCGUGGAUUACGCAUGCUUAGCCCGACAUCUUGGUACAUACGAUGUUUUAGACGCGCGUGCCGUACAACUCUCGGCGCCACUUCAUCCUGUCACUAUACACGUCAAUUUUCAGCCUUAUCUAAACUAUCAAGUCAAACGUGAGCCCAACGAGCGUGAUUGGAGGCCUGCGUAGAUGGCAACACUGAAUCUAUCGUUAAUAGACUAAGAUAUUCUAUCAAAAAGCGUAUUCCAUAUUUAAAUAAAACUUCUUUAACGGAUAUAGAUAGACAUAACAACUGUUUACUAUUAUAAAAAAUAGUCUAUUGAAAUGUUUAUAUAUUAAGUUAUCUAUUGUCUAUUGCGCAAAGGCCGGCAACGCACGCGCGAGCCCUCUAGCAUCGAGUCUCCAUGGGCUGCGGUAUCACUUAACAUCAGGUGAGCCUCCUGCCCAUUUGCCCCGUUCUAUAUAAAAAAAAGUGUAGCAGUUUCAAUGACGACGAUAGCUGAAAAGUGAUUUUCAAUUAAUAAUUAAAAUCGUUUAUAUCCUGUAACGAAAUUGUAUUUAAGUUAUUCCAUUCUAAAGAGUAUGUUUUUCUUUCUCAAGAUUAAAAACAGGCCAUAAAUAUAUCAUAUACAUUACAGAAUUUAAAAUGAAUAUUCUACAAAUAAAGAAAUGUCAAUUCAAUCAAAUUUUUGUAUUGAAAUUGUCAAAUACGACAAAAAAUAUUGUCAAGUAUUCUGUCACAGUUUAUUUGCAAAAUAACUAAAUGCCAAAAAGCACAGAUGUUAUGUGCGAUUGAUUUGUAGUUUUCUGUCAAAGUCAAUAUGCCAAUCACGAUGGGCGGGCUCAUUAAAGGGACCAACAUUUAGGCAACAUUUCUAGUUCUAGAUUAUUCCAAAUUGUACGUAAAGAAACGUGGAGGAAGGAUUGUGAGCAGUUCCUCCAGUGACCAGGGCGAAAAAUUGUAUAUAUCCUUAGUUGAAAUACUUGGUUUGCGCCUUUGUGGAUGUGACGUCAUCACAGUGUCGCUAUAGAUAUUUCCAAAUUUAAAUAUAUUCAUCGGCGGUUACAAUCUUAAUGUUGGAUUUAGACGGAAUGUACUAAUAUUAGAUAAAGAAAAACUCUAUUUUAAUAAAUACUUAUACCAUUUUAGUUUUUAUUUUGUAAUAUAAGAUAUGUAAAUUGAACUGACAAAUUAAAGUAAGAGAUGUUUAAGAUAUACGUAGAUAUUUAUUUUAUGGUUGGCGGUGAAGUUAAGACUGCGUUAGACUUGGCAGGCGACGUUCAGUGUUCUUAGUCUCGGCUGUGAUAUAAGGAAUGUACCUAGUCAAGAUCUCUGGUGAUGCUUGACGUAUUUUUGAAUAUUAUUUAGCUAUACAUAAUUAAAAAGUCAAUUUUACUCAUGUACUCGGCAAUAAAUAUUGCACCCAUGUCUGGCCAUAGACUAGUUUUCUAAUUAAUUAUUCGUAUUCCUACUUCGUAAGUCGAUUUAAGCCUGUAAAAUGUGUGCAUAAUUUAUUAUCGAAUACAGAAAAUUGUAAUCUAGACAUUUUUAAAUGUUUCAUUUUCUAUAAUGCGUACAUAAAAUGUAUAGUAAUUGGUAGAGAAUCGACACAUUGUCAUAGAUUAAGUUUGUUUUAUAUAGAUUUAUUAUAAAAAUAUAAAUUGUUACUGGAAAUUUUAUGUUAUCAUUUGUUGUAUUGUAUACGGGUUUAUGUACUUGUUGGACCCUUAUGUAUAUAGAAGCCAUAUAAAUGUUUUACAAAAUCAAAUGUUUCCUUAUACAAAUGUAGACAACCCAGUGACUAUAAAAUAGUUGUUAUAAAU